Messenger RNA from Centruroides sculpturatus (bark scorpion), 506 nucleotides. Its product is annotated as cytochrome b-c1 complex subunit 7-like. The coding region runs from base 84 to 395 and encodes 103 amino acids. NCBI's taxonomy places the organism in Eukaryota, Metazoa, Arthropoda, Arachnida, Scorpiones, Buthidae. The record is from RefSeq and is a predicted model, not a curated record. Gene Ontology annotation, biological process: mitochondrial electron transport, ubiquinol to cytochrome c. The transcript has 4 exons.
AAAUACGAGAAUGAGGUGUUAUAAUAAAAAAUAAAAUUUGUCGAGAUUGGCAACACGCACUCCGAACAGAAUAGGACUUCAAUAUGGCUUCCGGAAGCCAAGCAAUCAAACGGCUAUUAUUUAACAUAAAUGGAUGGCGACAGUUUGGACUGAGAUAUGAUGACCUUUUGGAUGAAACACCUGUAGUAAAAGAAGCUGUUAGACGUCUCCCGGCUAAAGAAUACCAUGAACGUUCUUACCGUAUUAUCAGAGCAAUGCAGUAUAGUUUAAUGCAUCGUAUAUUACCUAAGGAACAAUGGACUAAGUUUGAAGAAGAUAUUCCUUAUCUUCAGCCUUAUAUAGAUGAUAUAAAGAAGGAAAUAAAAGAAAAAGAAGAAUGGGAGAAAAAUCAUUGACUUCUUCAAUACUUAAACAGUUAUGAAAAAAGAAAUAAAUUUUCAGUGUAGAUAAAAAUAUGGAAUUGUAUAGAUUAAAUUUUUAGAUAAUAAAGUGUAAUUGGAAUGAUG